Molecule: messenger RNA, 3145 nt
Organism: Scleropages formosus (Asian bonytongue)
Lineage: Eukaryota; Metazoa; Chordata; Actinopteri; Osteoglossiformes; Osteoglossidae
Gene: xpr1a
Product: xenotropic and polytropic retrovirus receptor 1a
Exons: 15
Coding region: 415-2493 (692 amino acids)
Biological process (GO): phosphate ion transport; cellular response to phosphate starvation
Cellular component (GO): Golgi apparatus; cytoplasm; plasma membrane
Molecular function (GO): inositol hexakisphosphate binding; phosphate transmembrane transporter activity
Source: RefSeq, a predicted model, not a curated record
GCCGUGUCGUGUGUGAUGGCGGUCAGCGUUCCCUCCACUCCGACUCCGGGAGCUCGAGGAGAAGGAGCGAGUCCGUAAUAUUGCCGGACAGCCGCCUCGUAGCGGGAGGGGGGUCUACCGUGUGCGCUCACCGCCUUCCGAACGCCCCCCCCCGCCUUCCUUUUUUUUUUUUUUUUUAAAAAUAAUAUGUGGGACGGGAUAUCGGCGGGGCGGCACACGCGGGACGAGGCGAAGUCGGGCACCGUUCACUACCGCUAGGGCGGCGAGGCGGGCGCGUGCCACCGAGCGAGCUGUCGGCGCGAGCUGUCCUCUCGCGCGCGCCACCCCAAACCAGCGACACUUAGCACACUGACAGGAGGAAGUGCCCGAGCGAAACCCCGCGCGCCAGCGGCCAGCAGCAGCAGCAGCAGCAGCAUGAAAUUCGCGGAGCACCUUUCGGCGCACAUCACCCCGGAGUGGAGGAAACAGUACAUCCAGUAUGAGGCCUUCAAGGAGAUGCUGUAUGCAGCACAAGACCAGGCCCCCUCCAUAGAAGUCACAGAUGAAGACACUGUGAAGAGGUACUAUGCCAAGUUUGAGGAGAAGUUCUUUCAGACAUGUGAGAAGGAACUUGCCAAAAUCAACACAUUUUAUUCAGAGAAGCUAGCAGAGGCACAGAGGCGGUUCGUCACGCUGCAGAAUGAGCUGCAGUCCUCUCUGGAUGCGCAGCGGGAGAGCAGCACCCCUGGCCUUCGUCAGCGCCGUAAGACGGUGUUCCACCUGUCACAUGAGGAGCGGGUGCAGUACCGCAACAUCAAGGACCUGCAGCUGGCCUUCAGCGAGUUCUACCUCAGCCUCAUCCUCCUGCAGAACUAUCAGAACCUGAACUUCACCGGCUUCCGGAAGAUCCUGAAGAAGCAUGACAAGAUCCUGGACACGCCUCGUGGCGCAGACUGGCGGGUGGCCCACGUUGAAGUGGCCCCCUUCUACACCUGUAAGAAGAUUACCCAGAUGAUCUCGGAGACCGAGGCUCUUGUGACCACCGAGUUGGAGGGCGGAGAUCGACAGAAGGCCAUGAAGAGGCUGAGGGUGCCCCCGCUGGGGGCCGCGCAGCCAGCGCCGGCCUGGACCACCUUCCGUGUUGGGCUGUACUGUGGGGUCUUCAUCAUCCUGGCGAUCGCCUUCAUCCUCUCCGGUGCCGUGUUCAUAAAGGACGGCAACGUGUGGCCGCUGGUGCGCAUCUACCGUGGCGGCUUCCUGCUCAUCGAGUUCCUUUUCCUGCUGGGCAUCAACACGUACGGCUGGCGACAGGCAGGGGUCAACCACGUGCUCAUCUUCGAGCUGAACCCCAGGAGCAACCUGUCCCAUCAGCACCUGUUUGAGAUUGCAGGCCUCCUCGGGGUGCUUUGGUGCAUCAGCAUCCUGUCCUGCCUGUACUCGGACUACACCUUCCUGCCCACGCAAGUGAACCCGCUAAUACUGUACGGCGUCAUGCUCCUGUUCCUCGUAAACCCCUUGAAGACCGCCUACUACAAAUCGCGCUUCUGGCUGCUCAAGCUGCUGUUCCGUGUCUUCACGGCCCCAUUCCACAGGGUGGAGUUUGCUGACUUCUGGCUGGCAGACCAGCUCAACUCCCUGGUGAUCGUGCUCAUGGACCUGGAAUACCUAGUGUGCUUCUAUAUCUUUGAGCUGGAGUGGGGCAAGAGCAACGGUCUGCUAGGCCAUGGUCCCGACAAGAUAUGCCACAGCUACUCGUACGGCGUGCGCGCCGUCAUCCAGUGUCUGCCCGCCUGGUUGCGCUUUGUGCAGUGUCUCCGACGGUACCGCGACACCAAGCGUGCCUUCCCACACCUGGUCAACGCUGGAAAAUACUCCACCACCUUCUUCGUCGUCACAUUUGUGGCCCUGUACAGCACACACAGAGAUCAGGACCACUCAGAUGCCGAGGUGUUCUUCUACCUGCUGAUCCUCUCCUCGGUGGUCAACUCCUUAUACACUCUCAUCUGGGAUCUAAAGAUGGACUGGGGACUGUUUGACCGCAACGCUGGAGAGAAUACCUUCCUGAGGGAGGAGAUUGUCUACCCUCAAAAAGCAUAUUACUACUGCGCCAUCGUGGAGGACGUCAUUCUGCGCUUUGCUUGGACCAUUCAGAUCUCCCUCACCACUACGAACACCGUGCUUUCCACCUCUGACCUCAUUGCCACCGUCUUGGCCCCGUUGGAGGUCUUCAGACGCUUUGUGUGGAACUUCUUCCGCUUGGAGAACGAGCAUCUGAACAACUGCGGCGAGUUCCGGGCCGUACGGGACAUCUCGGUGGCGCCGCUCAACGCUGACGACCAGACGCUCCUGGAGCAGAUGAUGGACCAGGAGGACGGGGUUCGAAACCGCCAGGGCAAGAGGAGCUGGAAACGGAGCUAUAGCCUGUCAUUGAGACGGCCCCUCCUGUCAUCACAAUCCAAGAUGCGGGACACCAAGGUGCUGAUAGAGGACACGGAUGACGAGGCGUAUACCUGAGCCCUGGGCACCCGAUCACUGCCUGGAGGCCACGCCUCCUCUCCAGCUUUCCAAUCAGUCCAUCACUAAGCUGCCUCUCCGCACGUAACGCACACCUGAACCGACACAGAAACAAACACACUGACCCAAGCCCGAGAGCUCUCACACCCGGACAUGCUCCAGCAGACACGACAAGGAGACGGACGGACACAAACAAACACACAGAGUAAUGGUAAAAUGCAUAUUCAUCAAUACAUUUGGAAAAGGCACUGUCUUCUGGAAUUUUCUUUAGUUUUUUUAGGCACUUGUGUUUUUAUUGUCUUUAGGUUUCAUGCUUUAGUUUGUACAUCUCUUAAGGAAGCCAAUCGUUUUAAUAGACAUCAAUAACAAACGACUGUUUACAAACGUUUAUAAAUAUCAGGAUCGACACAGGGAGAAGAAACUUAAUAAUCAAAGAACUAAUAUGAGAAUAAACCAGAACACGGAUUCAGACACCGGACAAUAACCAAGAUCCGCGCUGUAAUACCGCUGGCUCAGACUGGUUGUUGUGUUUUUUCUAUUAAUAUUUUCUUGAUUUUCUUAAGUAAGUUGCAAUGAAGUCAGUGUACAGGCCUGGCUGCACUUGCAGGAAAAGUGCACUCUAGACAUAAAAAAAAAAAAAAAAAAAAAAACG